AUGGAGGAUCCAUCGACGACAUCAUUGCAGUCGCAGUUGCAUCAGAAACGCCAGUAUUCUACGAAUUUCGACUGCUAUAACCAUAAUAUUGUGAAAAGGCGACUGGCAGAACAUGGGAUAGCGAGUCCAAGUUUGAAUGAAGCUGAAGCGAAUGAUAUUGAUACACCAGUUGACCUUAUAUCCCACUCUCAGGAUACAGUGGUAAUUCAGCCUGAUCAUCAUCAAAUAUCUAGCCGGUUGCAUAACGUUGUAUUACCACAGAGUUGCUUUCUGGGCUCUGGCGGGGAGGGUGCCGCUGCCCUUCCUCGUAUUAAAGACCAGGGCCAGCAGGUAACCCUCGAGAACCCAUCUAAAUUAGCGCAGCAGCCCCCUUAUGAGUGCACCCCGCGAUCUCCUUACUACCUGCCUACGACGUCGUCUUCCAAUAUGGAAGCUGCCGCAAAGGCCAUAGAUAGUAGCAGCAUCAAGCAAGUAUCUGGAACAACAUUGCACGAUUCGCGUUUACAAGUACCAUCUAAGUUUUCUCAGUCUCCGUCAUGUGUUACCAGGCUGCAUCGUGCGCUAAGUUCACAUAACUUGUUUCCUGUGGGAAAUGAACAGCAUAGUAUGAUAGAUAAAGGUGUCUCUUGCGGGUACUUUCAGGAGGCUCAGAUACAACGACAGAGUCCAAUGAAAAACUUUGUAUUCACACAGCAGCAGUGCAGCUUUGGUGAGAGCCGAUGCAAUGAUGCAAAUGCCAAUGAUAACAUUGAUAAUAAUGACGAGGGCAACAACAUCACGAGUAACAACAACAAUUCGAACUCCUCAGACACCACCAACAUCAACACCAACAGCAAUACCAGUAGGGAAGGUAAUAAUAACGUGGGUAUUAAUAGUUCUAGCGAAAGCAACGAAGAUGGUGACAAUGGAGACAAUAACCACAAUGUUUCCACUGUGGCUGUGCCGUCCAAACCAUCUAGCCAGACGUUGGUCGAAAAAUUGCAGGAAAUUUACAAAAAUAUUGUGAAGCAGGAAACCGAGCUUCAAGAGAGAUGCUCUCAACUAACAACCUCCCAAACCACCGAUUUAAAGAAUUUAUGGGUCAUCUAUAAACUCAAUGCAGAAUUGAUUGAUAAUUAUUUUACUUUUAUUACCACUGCAUUGUUGCCUACACAGCCCAAAGCAGACCUCUUGAUUGGACAAGAAAUCAUUGAAGUUUAUAGGAUUGAAAGAAGGCUAUGGCUAUAUGGGACGAUAACAUUUUUGGAUGUGUUGAAGAAUUUUUCCAAUUUCAUGGAUCCUGAAGUUUGCUGUCAGUUUAUUGUUUAUGUUUUUAUUUCAAUUUCCAACAUUCUGGGCAAUAUUCCUCCUACGUUUAGCGUGAUAUGGUUGGAAAGGUUAGGUGACCUAUCUCGCAUGGCUAUAGCCUUGUAUCCUUCUGGCUUUAUUGAUUGGAAGCUGAGCGCAGAGCAUUGGUAUCAAGAAGCCUUAAAAUAUAAUUUUGGACAUGGCAAACUGUACUAUCACAUGUCCACCGUCCAGCAAAACACAUUAGCAGCUUUUGUCAAUCUAGGAAAAAGUGUUUUCUGUCGCGACACUUUUAUCCCAUCUCAGCAGUACAUGCAAUUGGUCAUCGAUAAUAUUUAUCAACGUGCUUUUGCUGAACGCAACAGCGGUCAUCACAGAUACAGUCACAUUGUUGAAUACUUAAAACACACAGAGGUGAUGCUACUCCCUAGUUUCUUAGAGAAUGUAGAAUCACAAGGUGUUGUUCUAGCUUUCUUUGAUCAGAAAUUUGGUGCCACUGGAAGCGCUAACUUUUUUGAUCCAAGCUUGAUCUUUGUGCAGGACUGCGAACGGCUGAAGCACUUUUUUCGCCAUGCCUCAUUAUAUGCAGAAUCUCAUAUUCUGCAGUUGGUUGGGUUUGGUGAUCCAAGGAACCCAUUUGCUCUACUGUUCGAGCUUCCCAAGUGUAUAAAGGAACGUAAAGAACGCAAAGAGAAACGAAAGUCUAAGUCAACUGCAUCGAACCAAUCAGAUAUGUCUAUUGACGAUACAUUUCUUGGUGAUCCUGUUCAGUUUUUUGAAACACUCAAUUCGACCAAGACCGCCUACAGAUUCUCACAGGACCUGAAUAUCUGGAAGGAAUCUCUAAAUUACGUGAACAAGACGUCUAUGCGAUGUAGCAUGGUUGUACUACGAAAGUUUUUGAAUAGUUCAUUGCUUACUGCACUUCCUCAUCUUUUACCAUGGGCGUACUUUUUGGUCGCUGUAGGAUUGCGGCUAGACGCAAUACGAAAUGAGGAUUCGAAAAGGUUUUGGAUUGUAUUCAUAAGACAAAUAUUCCCAUGGGAGUCCAUAACAAAUUUUUUGAACGUCUUACUUCUCUACAUAAAUGACCAAAAGCCGACUAAGUUUCCGAUCGACGAAUACAUGGCUAACUAUAUCAACAUGCCUCUGCCAGAACUACUGGAAUAUUUUUGUGAAAACGAGGAUUUGCCUGAAGUAUGGAAUUGUUGGGGCACUUUGUGGUUUGAUGUCAUUAAUAGCAAGCAUGUCUCCAACCUUGUUGAUAUCCAUUCUACUGGUGUCAAGGAUCAUAUGUUUUUGGAUGCUCCUGUUGAUGGAAUUUCUUUUGACCAUAGCGAUGAGUCUGGCGAAAAAUUUUGGAAGCGCUGUGUGCGAGUCAUUCUCCUCUUCCGUGGGAUUGCCUACCAAUUCCCGUUUGGUUUCACAGAGUUCAAUGGCUCUGAUGAUUGGAAGUCCUUGGUGUUUAAAUUCAAUGAGCCACCUGCAGAAUGGAAGGAACAGUAUCUUGGGAGCUUUUCAAAGGAAUAUGGGGAAUUUGAAAGCAUAUCAUUUGUUAACACAGACCUGCAAUCCCCCCCACAUAAGGGUAUGGUACUAGGCACAGACAUUCGCACUCUGCAAGGAUAUAAGCAACUCGUUCCAGAUUACCUGUGCUUCAACAAGAACGGCGACCUUAUUACUGGAUCUCUAUAUACAUCAGGCAUGUCGGAAGGCGGCAGCGGUGUUCCAAACGACUCAGAAGACUUUGGCAGUACCAAAAGACUCUUGGAAAACGAACUUCUUGUUACCAGCGAGAGACGAGACUACAACAACCUCUUGGACAAAGAGGAGACACCAAUUAUAGAUGAAUUCCUCAAAUGGAGGUACAGCAGUACCAAUUCGCGCUGGGAGCAAUGUCUGCCGCGCGGAGAUCUCCAGUAUUUCACAGACACGCAUGUUACCUACUUUGUGCUCGACGCUACCACCUGGCUACGCCAUUUCGGCCAUGUCUACAAGCUAGCCACAAGUAACCUCCUUAAAUUCGCAAUCUGUCUCACCACCUUCCAAGAACUUCGUUUCCUAAGAAAGUCAAAGGACGAAAGCGUCCUCGAAGCAGCCACAAGAGCCGUCAUUACCGUCCGUCAACUCUACUAUGAACGGAAACUUCUCCCACUUCGCUUCACUGGCAACGUGGCAGGUCACCUCGAAGAACACCUAGAAAUCGAAGAACAGAUGACUUGGCGUUCGCAUGUCGAUGAAUUCGUCAUCGAAGCAAUCGACAAAGCCCAAAGCAAGUUCAACCAACUUAACAAGGAUGCAAAGGCCUCUGGCAGAGAAUCCAUCACCACCAUAGACGAUGGCAAAUUCAACUUCAUCGCUCUCGUAACCGAUGACAUAAACAUGAGGAACAAGGCCAGAGCCCAGAGCAUCAGAGCCUUUAGCACCAAAUUCAUGUUUGCCAUCUGCCACGAGAUCGGCCUUUCCAAAAAGGUAUGCACUGACUAA
Molecule: messenger RNA, 3774 nt
Organism: Eremothecium cymbalariae DBVPG#7215
Lineage: Eukaryota; Fungi; Ascomycota; Saccharomycetes; Saccharomycetales; Saccharomycetaceae
Exons: 1
Coding region: 1-3774 (1257 amino acids)
Biological process (GO): nuclear-transcribed mRNA catabolic process, nonsense-mediated decay
Cellular component (GO): telomerase holoenzyme complex
Molecular function (GO): telomeric repeat DNA binding; telomerase RNA binding; protein binding
Source: RefSeq, a predicted model, not a curated record